Caenorhabditis angaria is the source of this 2134-nucleotide messenger RNA. The record is from the annotation of a GenBank genome assembly. NCBI's taxonomy places the organism in Eukaryota, Metazoa, Nematoda, Chromadorea, Rhabditida, Rhabditidae.
AUGGAAUCUCGGGCGUCAACAUCGGCUGGAGCACUUCGCGCACUUUCUGUCGAGCUCAAAAAUCUGCAAUCACAACCGGUCGAAGGGUUCACGAUAGACGCCAACGAGGAUAAUCUUUUCGUAUGGACUGUUGGAAUUUACGGGCCACCAAAAACAUUGUAUCAGGGAGGAUAUUUCAAAGCCAACAUUCGAUUCCCAUCAAAUUAUCCAUAUUCGCCGCCGUCGAUGAAGUUUUUGACGAAAGUUUGGCAUCCGAAUGUUUAUGAGGUUUGUUUUUCUUAUUUUGAGAGCGAGAAAAAUGAAUUCUGGCUGGUUCUAUCAAAAAUUCUGCUUGUUCUAUUUGUUCUGGGCGCCAAACGGUGAAUGUGGGUUAGGUAAAUAGGAAGAAAAAUGAGAGGGAAUUGGAAUUGAGAACAUAAAAAAUAAAAAGGUCGCGAAAUCAGAGAAUUUUCAAUUUUUGAGUUAUGACGUGGAAGAUGAUAGGGCUUUUUUAGUGUAAUUUUUCAAACGAUGCUAAUUAUGAAAAAUUUACAAAAUAGGAAAUUUUGCCAUGUCAUAGCUUCUUUAUCUAACAAGGAAACGUUUUCAACUUUCAAUCUAGACCCACUCAUCAAUAUUCCGCUGUCAAAAUCUGCAAAACUCAACUCCCAAUACGAGUUAUGACGUGGAAACGUUCAAAAAUUGGGACUUUAGGAGGUCAGAACUUGUCUUGAAAAUGAUUUCCAUGAAAACCGCGAAUUUUGCAAAAAUGUCCAACAAUGCCACGUCAUAACUCAUAUUGGGAGUUGAGUUUUGCAGUUUUUGACAGGGGAAUAUUGAUGAGUGGAUUGAAAACUACUAGAAAACAUAUAUUUUAUUAAAAAUCUCGAUUUGAACUUGAAACAGUUCCCUUGUCAAGUAAUAAACCAUUUUCAUUCAAAUUUUUCAUUCGCAUCAUUUGAAAAAUAUCCACGUCAUAACUCAUUUUUCAGACGAAAUAUUGAUCAGCGGGUCAAAAACUGCUAAAAACGUAUAUUUUAUUAAAAGUCUCGAUUACAAGUUGAAUAAAACAGAUAUCUUGAAAAACUAUAGAAAUGGCAGAGUUCAAAAAUCAAUUUUUUACAGAACGGCGAUCUUUGUAUCAGUAUUCUUCACGCGCCAGUCGAUGAUCCACACAGUGGUGAACUCCCGUGCGAAAGAUGGAAUCCAACACAAUCAGUUCGAACAAUUCUCCUAUCAGUCAUCUCACUUCUCAACGAGCCAAACACUUCAUCGCCAGCCAAUGUCGAUGCAUCAGUGAUGUAUCGAAGAUGGAAAGAGGGAAGUGAUGCAGAAUAUGCGACGAUUGUCAAGAAACAGGUGGAAGAUUCGAAAAAAGAGGCGGAACACGAUGGAAUUGUUGUGCCGGAAACGAUUGAAGAGUAUUGUGUCAAAUGGGCACCGCCACAACACGACGAUUGUCUUGAUUCGAUUGAUUUUGGUUGGUUUUUUUGGCAGGGAGGGAGAAAUUUGAAAACGUAUUGUAGAUUAACAUUUUGGCGCGAAAAAUACACUUUUUUUGAUAUCAAAUAUUUCUAGGGUCAGGUACUGUAGAAAUUUAGCCAAAUUUUUUGGCAUAAAAAUUGAUUUCCAUACAGUAGCCAAGACUUAUUUAGUCUCAAAAACGUGGAUGUUUGGCGCCAAAUCAGAUCUACAGUAUCCCAGAUUUUUGCCGUUAAAAAUCCACAUUUUUUGACACCAAAUUCUACAGUACCCAUAAGCUUAAUUGGUGUCAAAAAAGUAUAGAAUUUUUGGCCAAGUCUUUUAAUUAGGUACUGAAGUGCCAACCAAAUUCCAACAGUUUUGUGGCUCAAAAUUUCGGCACAAAAUUGAUCUACAGUAACCGAGACUUGUAGAAAUAUUUAGUCACAAAAACGUGGAUUUUUGGCGUCAGAUCAGAUCUACAGUAUCCCAGAUUUUUUCCAUGAAAAAUCCACGUUUUUUGACACCAAAUUCAACAGUAAAUUGGCCGAUUCUCAAUUUUUCACCCGAAAAAUUUGUAUUUUCAGACGACGAUAUGAUGUAUGACUACAAUGACGACGAAGAAGAUGAAGAAGAAGAAAGCGAUGAUGAUUGUAAUGAAGAAGACGAAGAUAGUGGGCAAGGUGAAAACUAA